UUGUCUUGUGUUCUCCGUGAGUGGUCAGAAGAACUGAGACGAAGCAAAAGCUGAAAAGCUUAUACUGCUGCGAAAUAUAAAGACCCAUCCAAAAGCACUAUACGAAAUCCAAUCCCACCACUCUCUUUUUCUUCUUCCUUUUUCUGCUCUCUCUCUCUCUCUCUCAGUUCUCAAAUUCCACACGAGACGAGGACAAAAGAAAACAUUCUAGGGAAGCGUAACCCAAAAUUCCAUUCCCAGCAUUUUUAGAGACCAAAACAAAACAAAAGAAAGCAACAAGCUUCCUUGUUUUCCGCUCUUGGUGUCAUAUCCCCUAAAUGUAAUUUUACACACUCGCUGGUUAUAGGAAAAAGUUGAGAUAGAUGGCAGGUAAUAGCAGCUCGGAGGGGUUGGUCGAUGAUUUCUUCGAACAGAUCUUAGCAGUGCCUGAAGCUGCUGCUUUCAGAGGAGCUGCUGGGUUAAUGCCUCUGGGCUUGAAUUUGGAGCAAGCUGGCUUUCUAAGACACCAACACCAAAUUAACGUUGACGACGUUGUUCAUGUUAAUGUUGAUGAUGCCACCAUUCACCACCAUCACCUCACUCUCCACAAUAACACCACCUCCUCAUCACCUUCUUCCACUGCACCAAUCACCCAGGAUAGGGAUUCGAUGCAUAUGAGAGGCUUAUUUUCCGCGUUUGGACAACUCCAUACUCCUACUCUUGCUCACUCUAUCCGCCCCACGCUGCCAUCGCCUCCACCCCCUCGUCAGCCACAACUCCACCUCCACCAUCAUAAUAACCAACAGCAGUUUCAGGGCCAACCAGCUGCAGCUCCAGCAUCAAUGGCUGCUAUGCCACAACCACCUGGGAUCCGCCCUCGUGUGAGAGCAAGAAGAGGACAAGCCACAGAUCCCCACAGUAUUGCUGAGCGGUUGCGUCGUGAAAGAAUCGCAGAAAGAAUGAAGGCAUUGCAGGAAUUAGUUCCCAGCAUCAAUAAGACGGACAGAGCGGCGAUGCUUGAUGAAAUUGUUGACUAUGUGAAGUUCCUAAGGCUCCAGGUUAAGGUCCUGAGCAUGAGUAGACUGGGAGGAGCUGGUGCAGUUGCUCAGCUUGUUGCUGAUGUUCCCCUUUCUGCAGUGGAGGGGGAUCAGGACAUAGAAGGUGUAUCCAAUGAGCAAGCCUGGGACAAGUGGUCCAAUGAUGGCACAGAACAACAGGUGGCUAAGCUUAUGGAAGAAGAUGUUGGAGCAGCUAUGCAAUUUCUUCAGUCCAAGGCACUUUGUAUCAUGCCAAUAUCUCUAGCCUCAUCCAUUUUCUGCAUGCCUCAAUCGGAAGCAUCAACAGGCAUCAAACCUGAAUCUAACAGUCACUGAUAUUAGUGAUAGAACCGAAACAAAAUUAAAGUAUCAUGACAGACAUUACAUAAUUAAAUUUCUUCAUCCUUUAUGACAAGGGUAUUCUACUUUCUUGUAUAAUUUUCCUGAUUGGAGGGAGAAGGAUCUAGUCGGUGCAGCUGGUUCACUCUUCUCAAGUUUUGUCAAACAAGGAGUAAUUGUUAUUCCUAUUAAGUAAAAUCGGAGGAGCCCAGCAAAUGUCUUUUUUCAUGGUGAAGAUCAAUAUUUUCAAUGGCCUAAUUGAUGUUUUUUCUUCCAAAUAUCUGUAGGUGGGGUUGGUGGUGGAAGACCAAAAUAUUUGUAGUGGAAGCUCUUUCCAAAGUUUUUUUAUUUUUAGUCAGUGGGAAGUGGGACCAUUUAAAAGGAAAGGAUGGGUACGCAUGAUGUAUCGGGAGAAAACUUUAAUACAAGUUGAAUUAAAAUAUGGUUAGUUACCUUGUAAAGAUGUUUUGGAAGCAUCUGACAAUUGGAAAAGCUAAAGAUAUUUUAAAAUAAUCGUA
Molecule: messenger RNA, 1873 nt
Organism: Glycine soja
Lineage: Eukaryota; Viridiplantae; Streptophyta; Magnoliopsida; Fabales; Fabaceae
Product: transcription factor UNE12-like
Exons: 7
Coding region: 363-1352 (329 amino acids)
Biological process (GO): regulation of transcription by RNA polymerase II
Cellular component (GO): nucleus
Molecular function (GO): RNA polymerase II cis-regulatory region sequence-specific DNA binding; protein dimerization activity; DNA-binding transcription factor activity, RNA polymerase II-specific
Source: RefSeq, a predicted model, not a curated record